GCUUUGCAAGGCGGCCUUUUCUCCCCUCCUCCCAGUCCUCAGGAUGCUUUCCCGUCCCUAUGGCAACAGCGCUGGCGUUAUCCGUUUCCCUGGAGUCCUUCCGCGCGUCACUAUCCCGCCUUCCCAUUGGCCGCAGCGGAUGACCUUGAGGAAGAAGGACCGCUUGGAUUGGCUGGGGUAUAUUUCGGUUGGCUCGCUCGAUAGGAACGUGAGGCUGUGGUGGUGUUUGUAUUUUUUUUUUUUGACUUGAGAUAGGAGUCAUAAUAAACAGUCUUGCGGUGGUGGCGCCACGUGCCUUUGAAAUAACACCUCAUCUCCCAUCUCACUAGUAAAUGUGAACUGGUGGGCCAGACUAAAAGAGUGCUUUUAAUUCCAGACACAAUGUGUUCAUCUUGAUGCCUUGAUGUUAUACAAUGCCUGAUCAACUCAAGAAGGUGAAGACCUCAGAAAAGACAACAGAUACUAUACCUCAAGGGGAUUACUCUGAUCUUAAGAGGCUUCUUGCACUUCUAAAUGUACAAUCAAGCAAACAACAGCUGCCAGCUCUUAAUUUUGAAUGUUCUAAUAAUAGUAUGGUGAAGUCUGAGCAAUACUGCAGCAACACUUCUGGAGAGAGAUGUAGAGGUCAAUGGCAAGAAUCAACUGAAGCUGUUGAACUUGAACGCUUUAGUAUGAAUUACAAGAAUGAAAGAAAUUUUAGCCAGCAUCCACAGCAUGAGUUGUUUCAAGAUAUCUUCACAGCUUUGGUUAAGAACCGUCUUAUUUGCAGGGAGUGGGCUAACCGAGCUUCAUCUACCCAUUUCCUGAGAAUUUUAAUUUGUGUGAGAUUGUUAAUGAGAGAUGCAUGCUAUCAGGAAGCUCUCCACAACCUGGGUGGGAUUGAAAGCUUGGCUCAGUAUAUGGAUGCAGUAGCAAAUGACUAUCUUGGCUACGGAGAGCAACAACAUAAUAUAGACAAAUUGGUCAAUCUGACAUAUAUUUUCCAAAAACUGUCAGCUGUUAAAGAUCAAAGAGAAUGGGUUAUAAACAGUGGAGCACAUAAGACUUUAAUCAAUCUACUUGGAGCUAGAGAAAAUAAUGUCAUUUUAGGUGCAUUGCUUGCUCUUACUAGUUUAGCUGAAAGUCCUGAAUGCCGGGAAAAAAUUAGUGAGCUCAACGUUAUGGAGAAUUUGUUGGUGAUACUGCAUGAAUAUGACUUGCUCUCAAAAAGACUGACAGCAGAGUUGCUCCGACUGCUCUGUGUAGAAUCCCAAAUUAAAGAGCAAGUAAAAAUCUAUGAAGGUGUCCCCAUCCUCCUCAGUUUGCUCCAUUCAGAUCACAUAAAGCUAUUGUGGAGUAUAGUUUGGAUACUAGUCCAAAUUUGUGAAGAUCCUGAUACCAGUGUUGAAAUCCGUAUCUGGGGUGGUAUUAAACAACUCCUACAUAUUUUACAAGGAGAGAGAAAUCUAUUUUCAGAUCGAUCUUCCAUUGGAAGUUUAUCUAGCGCAAAUGCAGCAGGGAGAAUCCAAGAGUUUCACUUCUCAGAAGAUUUAAGCCCUCAUGAGAUACAAGAAAAUAUGUUUUCGCUUCAAGCGGCUUGUUGUGCUGCGAUUACUGAACUGGUUCUUAAUGACACCAAUGCCCACCAAGUAAUUCAGGAGAAUGGAGUCUAUACAAUAGCAAAGCUGAUUUUACCUAACAAACAAAGGAAUGUAGAAAAAGCUAAUUUAUUGCAGUGUUAUGCCUUCAGAGCCUUGAGAUUUCUUUUCAGUAUGGAAAGGAAUAGGCAUCUCUUCAAAAGACUCUUCCCUACAGACCUGUUUGAGAGUUUCAUUGAUGUUGGACAUUAUGUUCGUGAAAUCAGUGCUUAUGAAGAUCUGGUCUUUAAGCUAAAUGCAUUACUGGAGGAUGAUGUCAAGCAAAUUGCUGAAAAUAUUGAAAACAUUAAUCAGAACAAAGCACCUACAAAAUACAUAGGCAUCUAUGCAAUUUUGGACCAUCUUGGCAGUGGCGGUUUUGGAAGUGUUUACAAGGUUAGAAAACAUGGUAGCCAAAACCUUCUAGCAAUGAAAGAAAUCAGUUUACACAAUCCAGCAUUUGGUAAGGAUAAAAAAGACAGAGACAGCAGUGUAAAGAACAUUGUCUCCGAAUUAACCAUAAUUAAAGAACAGCUUUAUCAUCCUAAUGUGGUACGAUAUUACAGAACAUUCUUAGAAAAUGACAAGCUGUACAUAGUCAUGGAGCUCAUUGAAGGGGCACCACUGGGAGAACAUUUUCACUCUUUGAAAGAGAAGCAACAACACUUUACAGAAGAAAGGAUAUGGAAUAUAUUCAUUCAGCUCUGCUUAGCUCUCCGAUAUUUGCACAAAGAGAAGAGGAUUGUCCAUCGAGACCUAACUCCAAACAACAUCAUGCUGGGAGAUAAGGAUAAAGUAACAAUCACUGACUUUGGUCUUGCAAAGCAAAAACAGGAAAACAGCAAACUCACCUCAGUUGUUGGAACUAUUCUGUACUCUUGCCCUGAAGUUGUGAAGAGUGAACCAUAUGGAGAGAAGGCUGAUGUCUGGGCUGUUGGAUGUGUCCUCUAUCAGAUGGCAACCCUCAACCCCCCAUUUUACAGCACCAACAUGCUCUCCUUAGCCACAAAAAUAGUAGAAGCUGCAUAUGAGCCAGUUCCAGAUGGUAUUUUUUCUGAAAAGGUAUCAGCUAUAAUUAAACAGUGUUUAACUCCUGAUGCAGAGAAUCGUCCUGACAUAGUUGAGGUCAGUUCAAUGAUAUCUGAUGUUAUGAUGAAAUAUCUAGAUGGUUUAUCAACUACCCAGCUUGUCUUGGAGAGGAAACUGGAGCGGGAGAGAAGGCGUACUCAGAGAUAUUUCAUGGAGGCCAAUAGGAAUGCAGUGACAUGUCACCAUCACCUUGCUGUGUUAUCUCAGGAACAUUAUGAAAAGUCAAGCCUCAGCAGCAGUAGCAGUGGAGCAGCCAGUUUAAAAAGUGAUUUUUUUGAAAAUGCUGACCUGCCAGAAAACUUCCAUCAAUCUUCUGGAAAAGAUGUUGACAAAACUUGUGACGAAGCCUUGUCAGAUGAUAACUGCACUGCAGAAAACUCAGAAAGAGAUGUCUUCUCAGAAUUAGAUGAUGAACUAGAUGUAUCAGAUAAUUCCAGUAGUGCAAGUUCAAGUCCUCUCAAAGAUUCAGCAUUUGGUAUGAUAAAACGAAGCUUCAGUGCUUUGGAAAGACAGCCUCAAGCAAGAGAUUAUUUUGGUAUCCCAGGAUCCAGACCCAGACCAGCUUUGCUGCCUUUUGAUCUGCUUCUGAAAGCACCUUCACUCAUGUUCAGGGCCAACGUUAAGAACAUAGAGGACUCCUUAGUAACAGGAUGGAAAUCACAUAGCCUUCCAGCCGUGAUUCUUCGCAAUUUAAAAGAUCAUGCAUCUGCAGGGAUUGCUGUGUCACAACGGAAGGUGCGUCAGAUCAGUGAUCCUAUCCAACAGAUUCUAAUUCAGCUGCACAAAAUCAUCUACAUAACACAGCUUCCACCAACCUUACACUGCAAUUUGAAAAGAAGAGUCAUUGAGAGAUUCAAGAAAUCAUUGUUUAGUCAGCAGAGCAAUCCAUGUAACUUGAAAGCAGAAAUCAAAAAGCUUCUCCAAGGUUCUCCAGAGCUGAUUGAGCCUCACGUUUUGACAUCAGAUUAUCACCUGUUGUUCAAUUCUUCAGCGGGAAGUACCUUGGUCCUGGAUGAUAGACCAGGUCUUCCCAGAACUUUUGACAUGAAUGAAGGAAUGACAUACGAACAAAUGCAGUCUGUGAUUGAAGAGGUUCUGGAGGAAUGUGGUUAUUACCGUUUCACUUCAAAUAGGUAUCAAUAUUAUCCAUGGGGAGUAAGGAAUCAUCCAGCCAGAAGAUGAGCACCUGGAUUUCUGUCUAGAUUGGCAUGUUUUGUAAUGAGGUCUAAGUGCCUUGACUUCAGCUCUUAUUGUCUUAUUGCCAAAGGGAAGCACUUUCCUUAAAUCACAAGAAGAGAAAAAUCAUUAUGUUCGAAGGAGCUUACAAAGAGUCAUCCAAGCAGUAGAAUGGAAGUAUACCACUCUGACAGUAGGUGAUGGCCGCACAUUUUUCACUAGCAAUAUACUUUUUUGUAUGUGUACUAUGGACAGUCUUCUGUAGAUCUGCAUCAAGAGGAAAACAUAAUGCUUCCAGUGAAUUCUUUAUAUUAUUUGGAAAGCACUGAUGGUUACUCAGGAUUGUUGGAAACAUUUUCAUUUUUUAGAUUUGCUACUAUAUCAGAGAUUUAUAUUCAUAUGAAGAGUAUAUUUUAUAAUUAAAACAUAUCAGACUGCGGGUGAUGAAUGAAUAUUUAACAUCUUUGCUAGGUCAGAACAGGAAAUUAUCUCAAAUCUAUUUAGAAUUCAGAUUAAUUCACAGUAGUCACCCUAAAUAUAUGUAGCCUUUGGGGUAUUGGGGAUUUCUGCUGUAGACAGUAUUAACGUGUCUGUAACUUCUGUUAAUUGUUUACUAUCAAAACUAUAGCUUUAAGGGAAUUCAGAUUCUAUAAACAGUGAAAUGGUAUUGUACAUAAUAAACUUCAAAAGGAUAUAUUUGUAUGCAAUGUUAUAUAUAGCUAUAUAUAGAUACAUACAGGCAUAUACAAAUAAAUAUAUUUAAGUGUAUUUUUAUUGAUAGAUUAGCACACAAUGCACUUUGGAAAAACUAUAUGUUUAUGAAAAAUGCAUGUAAAAUGUGUAUGUGCAAUUGAUUUUUACCAAAAUGUUUUUCUCUGAAAUUUCAGCUACAGUGACUAGAUAUAUUGUCUAGAAUAAAUUUUAA
Messenger RNA from Anolis sagrei ordinatus, 4806 nucleotides. RefSeq names its product NIMA related kinase 10 (gene NEK10). Gene Ontology annotation, molecular function: protein binding; protein serine/threonine kinase activity; ATP binding. Gene Ontology annotation, biological process: protein phosphorylation; regulation of cell cycle G2/M phase transition; positive regulation of MAP kinase activity. The record is from RefSeq and is a predicted model, not a curated record. NCBI's taxonomy places the organism in Eukaryota, Metazoa, Chordata, Lepidosauria, Squamata, Anolidae.